Molecule: messenger RNA, 3075 nt
Organism: Solea solea (common sole)
Lineage: Eukaryota; Metazoa; Chordata; Actinopteri; Pleuronectiformes; Soleidae
Product: E3 ubiquitin-protein ligase pellino homolog 1-like
Exons: 7
Coding region: 362-1639 (425 amino acids)
Biological process (GO): protein K48-linked ubiquitination; regulation of Toll signaling pathway
Molecular function (GO): protein binding; ubiquitin protein ligase activity
Source: RefSeq, a predicted model, not a curated record
GCUAGAGCAGAGUGCGAGUGUGCGGAUGAGCCAAUCAGAGGCAGAAAAGCAGAUUCACAGCGGUUUAUCAGAGCGGAGACGAACACACAAAACACGCUGAGAUUUCCUUUUUGUUUUAUUUGUUGUUAGUGACAUUUUGAGUUUAAGCCACAAGAACUUCAAUUAAGCUUAAACCUCAUGUUAACCAGCAGAAGUUAAUCUAUGUUGGGGGAGUUGUUCAUAACAUUUGUGGCCGGAGCAGAGACUUUAAAUCCGCGACUUCGACGAGAUUUUAGGAGAAAACCACACAUUUCGGUGACGUCGUGAGGACGCCUUCGAUGGAAACGCUCUGAAGACGACGCAGUCGUAAAAAGUCGUACUGAUGUUUUCACUCAGGCAGGAAAACAUCUCCACCUCCAACAAAGGAACCGUCAAAUAUGGGGAGCUCCUGGUGCUGGGGUGUAACGGUUCUCUGCCGGGCGGCGACAAAGGAAGGAGGAAAAGUCGCCUUGCUCUGUGUCGCAGAAAUAAAGCCAACGGGGUGAAACCGAGCACUGUCCACACGACCUGCACGCCACAGGCUGCCCAGGCCGUCAGCAACAAGGUGCAGCACAGCAUCUCCUACACUCAGUCCAGGACUCAGACGGUGGUGGUGGAGUACACUCACGACAGCGACACCGACAUGUUCCAGGUCGGACGCUCGGGGGAGAAUCCCAUCGACUUCGUGGUCACCGACGUCGUUCCCGGUGCUUAUGGCCAGAACGCAGAGAGCUCGGCCGCUCAGAGCACGAUUUCCCGCUUCGCCUGUCGCAUCAUCUGCCAGAGGAACCCGCCGUACUCGGUGCGGAUCUACGCCGCAGGCUUCGACUCCCACAAGAACAUCGUCCUCGGGGAGAGGGCGGCCAAGUGGAGGCUGGAGGACGGCCAGAUGGACGGACUGACCACCAACGGCGUUCUGGUGAUGCACCCGCGCCACGGAUUCAGCCGCGACUCGGGACCCGGCCUGUGGAGGGAAAUCUCCGUUUGCGGCAACGUGUUCACGCUGCGUGAGACGAGAUCGGCUCAGCAGAGGGGCAAGACGGUGUCCUCGGAGUCCAACGAGCUGGUGGACGGCUCGCUCAUCGACCUGUGCGGUGCCACCCUGCUGUGGCGGACAGCUGAGGGCCUGGCGCACACUCCCACCGUCAAACACCUGGAGGCGCUGCGGCAGGAGCUGAACGCCGGGCGUCCGCAGUGCCCCGUGGGCUUCAACACGCUGGCCUUCCCCAGCCUGAGCCGCAAAGACGUGCCGGACGAGAAGCAGCCGUGGGCGUACCUGCGCUGCGGCCACGUGCACGGCUACCACCGCUGGGGCGGGCGCCGCGACCCCGAGGUGGAGGCGGAGUGUCAGGAGAGAGAGUGCCCCAUGUGCCGGGCGCGGGGCCCCUACAAGCCGCUGUGGCUGGGCUGCGAGGCGGGCUUCUACGUGGACGCAGAGUCCCCCACCCACGCCUUUGUCCCCUGCGGCCACGUCUGCUCGGAGAAGACGGCGGCGUACUGGAGUCAGAUCCCGCUGCCACACGGCACGCACGCCUUCCACGCCGCCUGCCCGUUCUGUGUGCAGCCGCUGAGCGGAGACGUCGGCUACAUCAGACUCAUCUUCCAAAGCCCGCUGGACUAGAGACGCUUGGACGUCUGCAACUUUCUUAACUUAAUACGUUUUUUUUUUAUAUAUUUAUGACUGUACGCUAUGUUGACUUUAUUAUUUAUUCCAGUACCUCUUCAGUCAGGUCUUUUUAUUGUCUUGUAAAUGAGAAUUUAACAGCAGCCAUUUUGUCCCUUCAGCUGAUUAUCUAUUAAUUCAGGGAAUGUGUGUCUGACUGUUAAAUUCCGAUUUCCGACUACUACCGGAACGCACAGCAAUGCCUGGGCUCUGUGGUGAAAAGUAUGUGACCUUUUUUUUUUGGGGGGGGGGGGGGGGCAGUGUAUGUUACCUUCAAAUAAGACUGUUGAACUUGCAACGUUGUUGCUAGGCAAUAGCAAUGACAGUUAUCUGCAGAUCAUGUUCACGCAACGCAAUAAGGACGGAGUGGAAAUAUAUUCAAUCGGGAGAUGAAAGGCAAAGACACGACCAGAUGCUAAAUUCUCUAAAUUCUCGUUGCUCGCAUCACUUACUCGAGUUGAAAUAUUUGAAAGUAAGCGGAAAUAUCGUGAAAGCUAAUAAGCAUUUAGAGUCUUCUGAUGGAUCAGAAAUGCAGGACAGAAGAAAUGUAGAUGUCUCUGCCUUUUUUUGCAAUAACAUCGCAAUUCGUGAAAUUUCCUCAACGUAACACAUCUUGGUAAACAUGAUAAACACGACACUUCCUGCCACUGCACAAACGAACCCUGGCAACUGAGGCCACACCCCCCACACAGUCUGCUGACCAAUCUGGAAUCGGUCAUAGCUGUUAGUCAUUAUGUCUAAACUAACUAUGUUAACACAAACUGAUUAGAAACGACAAUAUCAGAGUGAUGUAUAUCCCAUUGGCUGAUAUGGAGGGGCCGGGCAGGGGGCGGGGGCAAUCCAUAUGUUUUGCUUCACUUUUGGCAGGUGUCACGAUGUCAUCAAUCUUAAGUCUAUACCCUAAUUCUGUUGCCUCUUUGAUGACUAAAUGUUUUUAUUUUAAAACAAACUUCACAUUGUAAAAAAACAACCAAAAAAAAACGCUUAGGUGCUGCUGUCAUGUGACUUGAAAUGUUUACAAUGACUGUAAUUUAUUUAACAAAAUAAAAAGCACACUGGAAACACAAGUGAUUACAAAUAGCCUACUCAAAAAAAAGUAGUAUUUAAAGUAUAUAAAUAGUAUUUUCUCAUAGGAAUGCAUUAAGGGUCUAAAAAAGUAAUGUUUUGAUACUUAUGACUUUUAUACAAUUGCAGUUUAGGUUGUGUGGUGUUGUUUUUUUUUUAAAAUGAACCUUUUCUGAUUUUAUAAUGAGUGUGUAUUGCGCCCUGUUAGACUCUAACUGAAGGUCCAUGAAAAUAAUGACAAAAAUCACGAAACAAACUCUCUUCCUGCUCACAAAUCUCAACCUACACAGACAUUUUUAUAUAAAAGCAUUGCUGUGGUUGUUGUCUAA